AUACGCUCCGCUUUGUGGCUCAAUCAUUGCUGGUCUGCUGGUUCAAAUAAUUGACUCGAGAAAGUGGGAGAGGAGACACACAAUGGAGCAGAGAACAAGACGGACGCAGCGCGCAGAGAUUUAUCCGCUUUGCUGAGAUAGUGAGGAGCCCAUCACGACGCGGUUUGAGCCUGCGUCGUGUCUUCGUGAGUCGUUUCUACAGGUGAAAUCAAUUGUAUCCGAACUCCUGGCGGAACCGCGAUAGAGGUCAUCAUGCCUCCCACAACUCCAUAUGCUGGGAAAUUCAGCUCCUGCUCUGUCUACAACAACAACAACCACCACCCGCAGCCUCAGAGCCCAUACCACAGCAACACAGCGCCGAAACCAUCAAGAGAGCACAUCCACAACGGCGUCUACCCUGCAGCAGAGAACCCCUACGAUGUGCCGCAGCCGCACCACUCGUAUCGCAGUUCCUCCCUCUCCUCCAUGACCUCAAAAGAGCACCACUACAGCAGUAGCUGCGUGGUUUCGGAGAACCCUUAUUCCCCACAGCAUCAGCCUCACAGCCCCCGCCAGCACAGCACGUCAUGUCCGGGCAGAGCUCACCGCCACUCCAGCCACGGGGAGCAUUCCUGCCGGAACAAUUCGGCCUCCGUGAAGAGCCGACUUUAUGGACAGGGCAUCACUGCCAGCUAUGGGGAAAUGUGUUACCAUGACAACAGUUUAGUUUCUGCAUCUCUGGAGGCAUUGAUUCAGCACCUAGUUCCAACGGUGGACUACUACCCUGAUAGGUCAUACGUGUUCACCUUCCUGUUGAGCUCACGCCUCUUCCUUCACCCGUACGAGCUCAUGACCCGCGUAUGUCACCUGUGUGUGGAGCAGCAGCGGUCUGGAGAUGUCCUUCUGGACAAGAUCCGCUUCCGUGAGGUGGCGCCCAAACUGGUCCAGCUGCUGACUGAGUGGACGGAGACGUUUCCAUACGACUUCCGGGAUGAGAGAAUGAUGCGCUGCCUGAAGGACAUGACACAACAUGUGGCUCGGGGCGAUGAGUACUCUUGGCGGGCCAUGCAGCAGAUGACCCAGCGUCUCAUUAAGCGCCUGUCCGCUCUCGGUCAGUACGAGGAGGCUGUGGCGGCACUCAACGCCGUGGCUGAGGAGCGGCCGACCUCGCUGAAAAACAAGCAGGCCGCUGUUCAAAGAAGUGACAUACUGAGCGUGUGUGAUGACGCCUUCAUUCUCGCCCAGCAGCUAACUCACGUUGAACUGGACAGACUGAGCUUUAUCGGCCCUGAAGAGUUCAUCCAGACAUUCGCCUUGAAGGAUCCCAUGGAAAACCACAAGGGUUUCUUCCGGAAGCGUAAAACCAGCAACCUUGAGGCUUACAUCAGUUGGUUCAACCGGCUCAGCUUCCUGGUUGCCACUGAGAUCUGCAUGCCAGCAAAGAAGAAGCAGAGAGCACGGAUCAUCGAGUUCUUCAUCGACGUAGCCCAGGAGUGCUUCAACAUCGGCAACUUCAACUCCCUCAUGGCUAUCAUUACGGGAAUGAACAUGAAUCCAGUUUCCAGACUGAAGAAGACCUGGAGCAAAGUCAACACUGACAAGUUUGAAAUCCUGGAGCACCAGAUGGACCCAUCCAGUAACUUCAGUAAUUACCGCACAGCGCUCCGUGGCGCCACCCAGAGGUCUGAGACUGCACACAGCAGCCAGGAGAAGAUUGUGAUUCCCUUCUUCAGUCUUCUUAUCAAAGACAUCUACUUCCUGAAUGAAGGCUGUGCCAGCCGGCUGCCAAACGGACACAUCAACUUUGAGAAACUGUGGGAGCUUGCAAAGCAGGUGAGCGAGUUCCUUGUUUGGCGUCAGGUCAUUUGCCCGUUUGACAGAGACCGCCGCGUCCUUCAGUAUCUCGUCACCACCCCCGUCCUCACCGAAGACGAGCUGCAUCUGGCUUCGUUUGAGAGCGAAGGGCCUGAGAACAACAUGGAGAAGGACAGUCGGAGGUCUCUGAGAUCUUCGCUUCUUCAUCGAGAAAAUCGCUCCUAAACAAGACUCUCUCCUCUGUUUUGACCUGGUGUAAAUAAAAGAUGCUUAAAUGUG
Molecule: messenger RNA, 2073 nt
Organism: Oryzias melastigma (Indian medaka)
Lineage: Eukaryota; Metazoa; Chordata; Actinopteri; Beloniformes; Adrianichthyidae
Product: ras-GEF domain-containing family member 1B-B
Exons: 14
Coding region: 253-2019 (588 amino acids)
Biological process (GO): positive regulation of GTPase activity; Ras protein signal transduction
Cellular component (GO): plasma membrane
Molecular function (GO): guanyl-nucleotide exchange factor activity
Source: RefSeq, a predicted model, not a curated record